AUGAAGAGAUACCACCACUCCCUCGCCAGCCAGGACUGCCACGUCGUUUGUGAGUAUUCCUACCUGCCCAUCAUGCGGCACUACGUCCUCGAGCGGGACACUGCCGCCGAUGUUGUCCCGCAGUGCUCCGGCUGGGGCACCGACCUCUCGGACAAGGGGCUCCGCAUCGCCUCCGUUUUUAUCAUCCUUGCCGGCUCCAUGCUCGGCGUCUUCCUGCCCAUCGUCCUCGCCCGCACCUCGGCCAACUCCAGGUCGUCCCAGAUGGCCUUUUUUGUUUGCAAGUACUUUGGCAGCGGCGUCAUCCUGGCCACAGCGUUUAUGCACCUGCUGUCGCCCGCCGUCGAGGCUCUGUCGGACGACUGCCUCUCCAACAUUCUGCCCAAGUACGACUGGGGCCAUGUCAUUUGCCUGAUUGCCAUCAUGGUCAUGUUCUACAUUGAGUUGAUGGCGAUGCGCUUCAACUUUAGCUUUGGCCACUCGGAGAGCGGAGCCCACUCGCACGGCAGCCCGGCUCCAGCGUCCAGCGACAUUUCGAAGAAAACCAACGGCCACAGCAACGACCAAGCAAAACUUGCCUCUGGUCGCGCCGCAAGUCUGCACAGCGUCCGUAGCGUAAACUACAACGCCAACACCAACGGCAACAACAACAAUAACAACAACAACGCACCCGGUAUGACCGAGUGGCGGCAAAGCGUCAAUAACAGCGCGCUCAGCGGCCUCGCAGCCUAUGCCACAGCCAACCUGGAGCGCGACCGCGACCCCAACCACGAACCCGACCUCGAGACCGGCACGACCAGCUUAUCGGUCGAUUCAGCCUCCUCGCAAAACAAGAAGGAGGCCAACGCCGCGGCCACUGGCAGCACCGCACUCGACGGUAGCGUCCUGGCCGCUGCGACGACCCGCACGCAAAGUCGCAGCGGCGGCCUCCCCAAACAGCUCAACUAUCCACCAGGCAACGAAGACCACCUCGCCCACGACCACGAACACGUCAACGGCGACUCCCACGCCAACUAUGGCAGCCAGAUUGUCUCGCUGCUUAUCCUCGAGUUUGGCGUCAUCUUCCACUCGCUGUUCAUUGGUCUGAGUCUGGCCGGGUCCGACAACCUUCGCGUUUUGUUGAUCGUCAUCGCCUUCCACCAGUUCUUCGAGGGCCUGGGUUUGGGAUCGCGGCUCGCCGUCGCCUCCUGGCCGUCCAACUGGAAGGCGUGGACGGGAUACCUCAUGGCUUUGGGGUACGGCGUGACCACCCCCAUUGGCAUCGCCAUUGGCCUGGGCGUCAACGCGGGCCUCAACUCCCGUCCCGACCUGGCGCAGCUCAUCAACGGCAUCUUUGACGCGGUCAGCGCGGGCAUUCUCGUCUACACGGCGCUCGUCGAGCUGCUCGCCCACGAGUUCAUGUUCAAUCCGGAGAUGCGCGACGCCAAGCUCAGCGUGCAGAUGCUGGCGUUUUUGUGCGUCUCGGUCGGCGUCGGUCUCAUGGCCCUGCUGGCCAAGUGGGCGUAG
Molecule: messenger RNA, 1503 nt
Organism: Sporothrix brasiliensis 5110
Lineage: Eukaryota; Fungi; Ascomycota; Sordariomycetes; Ophiostomatales; Ophiostomataceae
Product: plasma membrane low affinity zinc ion transporter
Exons: 1
Coding region: 1-1503 (500 amino acids)
Biological process (GO): zinc ion import across plasma membrane
Cellular component (GO): plasma membrane
Molecular function (GO): low-affinity zinc ion transmembrane transporter activity
Source: RefSeq, a predicted model, not a curated record